This is a messenger RNA of Hyaloperonospora brassicae, 1854 nucleotides long. The record is from the annotation of a GenBank genome assembly. Lineage: Eukaryota; Oomycota; Peronosporomycetes; Peronosporales; Peronosporaceae.
AUGGCACGCCCGCGACUGCUGGUGCUCUACGGUAGCGAGACGGGUACAGCUCAAGACGUGGCCGCGUUCGUGCAGCAACGCGCGUUCAACCGGCAGCUUCUGGACACGCAGAUGUACGCCAUGGACGCGUUUCCAGUGACGCGGGAGCUGCCUCAGUGCGCCACUGUUGUCUUUAUUGUGGCUACAACCGGGGACGGCGAAGUACCUGAGAACAUGCGCAACAGCUGGCGCGCGUUGUUGCAAAAGAAACUCGGGCGUGCGUGGCUGCAAGGCGUCCGCGUAGCAGUUUUCGGACUGGGCGAUUCGAGUUACGCCAAGUAUAAUGCCGCAGCGCGACGUUUGCACGCACGUUUGCUGCAGCUGGGCGCUCUUGAGCUCAUUGAGCGAGGACUAGGAGACGACCAGCACGCUUUUGGCUACUUUGGAGCGCUGAAUCCGUGGCUGGAGAAGCUCUGGACGGCGGUUUUGCAGCUGCAUCCGCUGCCGGCAGGACUGACAGUGGACGACUCGCCAAAGCCGAUGGAGCCUCGCUACACUGUCGUCCUGCAUGGCGCUGAGGAAAAAGAGGUGGAGAGUGCACGCAUGUUGACGCCAAGAACGGACGAGUCGGAUUUUUAUGCGCCGCCGCGCACGACAGUGGGGCGCGAGAAAGGUAUUUAUUGGGCUUCGGUUGUCGAGAACAAGCGAAUCACAGCUGAAGAUUGGGACCAAGAUGUGCGGCACGUGGAGCUUGACAUAAGCGACGGCGCUCAAGUGGGUUAUACGGCCGAGACUCCAUUCAGGGCUGGCGAUAUUGCAGUUGUGUAUCCUGAAAACGUAACGGAAGCCGACGACAUGCUCAAAUAUCUGGCGCUAGACGGCGACACUGUAAUUUCGAUCCAUGCUGCUGAUGGCUCGAAGCAGUUGGAUUUGCCUUCUCCAGUGUCUCUUUGUGAUCUAUUUUCCAAAUACUUGGCGAUUCUGGAAACUCCGCGGCGAAGCUUCUUCGAGAGGUUGUCGCUGUUCGCUACAAAUGAAGAGGAGAAAGAAAAGCUGAACGAGUUGGCGUCAGCUGAAGGUGUAGAUCUUCUCUACGACUACUGCAUUCGCGAGAAGAAGACGUACGCAGAGGCGCUGACGGACUUUCCUAGCGCAAAAGUGCCACUGCCUAUUCUACUACAGCUGAUCCCUCGUCAACAGCCCCGAUCGUACUCCAUCUCGUCGUCAGCCCUCCUCCAUCCCGGACAAGUUCACUUGACCGUGGCCAUUGUAGACUUCUUGACUCCGUACAGGCGCCGUCGACAUGGUAUUUGCUCGUCUUUUUUUAUGUCAUUGGACCCAUCCAAGAAGCAAAAGCGCGUUGCAAUGUGGAUCAAGCAGGGUCUCUUUGAGCCUCCUGGCCUUGAACGAGACAUGCUGCUUAUCGGUCCAGGAACUGGUUUAGCCAGCAUGCGGGCGAUGUUGCAGGAGCGACAAUACUUGCGAAACCAAGCGAGCGGCGCCAGCUCUGGGUCCAUGUGUCUCUACUUUGGAUGUCGCCACGAAAGCAAGGACUUUUUGUACGGAGACGAGUUGCGUGGACUCGUGGCAUCGGGCGAUCUCACCGAGCUGCAUACGGCGUUCUCACGUGAUCAGGAUCACAAAGUUUACGUACAAACGCGGCUUGCCGAGAACAAAGAAGCUGUCUUCAAUUACAUCAUGCACGGCGAAGGCUGCAUCUACAUUGCAGGCUCGGCCAAACGAAUGCCAACUGACGUGUACGCGGUGCUGCGAGAUAUUUUGCGCGCCGUCGGCAAUGUAUCACUAUCAAGUGCAGAAACGAUCAUGAAGACGUUGGUUCGCAAGAAGCGCUACGUCGUGGAGUCGUGGUCAUAG